AUGGAGAGAGAUGAGAUGAUGGGAAUGAUUGUCUUCCAAAGAGUGAAGCCGGUCACGGAAAACCUUCCUCAACCGCAGAUUGCCACCAAGAGAUUGAGAAUUGCUCUUGCUUUUCACUGCUUCAUUCAAUGUGACGCGAAGACGCUUGGAUGCUCAAACAAAUCUACACAACAACAAAAACAAUACAAAACACUUACUACAGACAGCAUUCAUAAAUCUACUCACUUCUCGGGAAGCUUUAUCUCGGAUCCAGAAGGCUUCUUCAACUUAGCAACGGACUCGACUUUGGAUUCAACCACGGGUUCCAUCGGUUCUGGCGGGUCGGAUCUGCGUCCCCGUAGUUUCAUCGCCGCCUCCCUGAUUUCCUUGAUCGACAUCGCCGCACGGCGGUUGCACAGCCGCCUUGGGGGGUCCGCCGGCUUGCUGGGCGUCUUCACUCCCCAUGGAUUCGGGUCGGAUUCAGGAACUUUCCGCGCCUUCUUAUCCAACGGGGCGGGUGAAUGUGGCUGCUUCUUCGACCUGAGUGAGGCGGGCGGCGGCGAUUUAGCGGCGUCCAUAUCUGCACGGUACGGCACUGUCAGACGCGCGCCUGAAUGUAGGACCUUAGUUUCACCAUGUUCAAGAGCAUUUGAGCACCAUUGCAGGGAUGUUGCCAAGUAG
Molecule: messenger RNA, 660 nt
Organism: Striga asiatica
Lineage: Eukaryota; Viridiplantae; Streptophyta; Magnoliopsida; Lamiales; Orobanchaceae
Source: the annotation of a GenBank genome assembly